Rhododendron vialii is the source of this 486-nucleotide messenger RNA. Its product is annotated as putative cell wall protein. Bases 1 to 486 code for a protein of 161 amino acids. NCBI's taxonomy places the organism in Eukaryota, Viridiplantae, Streptophyta, Magnoliopsida, Ericales, Ericaceae. The transcript has 3 exons. The record is from RefSeq and is a predicted model, not a curated record.
AUGGCCUUUUACAACCCUAAAACCCUCCUUGCUCUCCUCCUCGUCUUCAGCAUCCUGCUUGCCACAACUGAUCACACAAUCGCCGGCCGCAAAACUCCAAAACACUCAAAGAACGCAGACAAGAAACAGCCUCAGUUUCUGGUCGACACGGACGGCAGUUUCCUUGUUCCGGGCAUCGGCCGUUUCAUGUUCCCGAAAAAAGGACACGGGUUCAACCCGUUCACCUACAAUCCAGUCACCGGCACCAGCGGAGGAUCAGCCGGCGGCGGCGGCAGCAGCAGCGGAACUGGUGGCGGCGCAAGCCCCAGCUACGUUCCCGGCGGCGACGAUACGCUCGUCCCUAACCCCGGUGUCGAGGUCCCCUCGGGCGGCGGCAGCCCUUCCGCACCAGCUAAAUGUGAUUUCAACCUCGGAUUGUGCACUUGUAGGCCACCGGUUUUAAAUAGUGGUAUCGGAAAACGUAAUGGUGAUACGGCGCGGUCAUAG